AUUUCCCUACAUCAUCUGAGCAGGAGGAGCUUGUCCCAUUCAACAUAGAAGUUCACAGCAGCUGCAGUUACUUUCAAAGCAGUGACUGUGAAGCUUAUAUUUGUCAGCACCUUUCUUGGCUUGUUGGUCACGUUUUACGACCUGGAGAAGAAUGCAGACCCAGUCGGGUUCAUCCACAACAGCCACAUCCAACAGUUCCCCUGAACAAACUUUAAGAGCUGGAGGAAAAUGGUUUAAAAAAUUCUGGCGAAGCCCCACAGUUCGACCCAACAACAACGGUUCUUCCAUUACUAAUGGACACCAAUCACCUACUGAAGAAGAGAUGCCAGUUGUGAAUCCUAAUUUUGAGGAAUGCCUUGAAGGACAAUACCUGUUUGAAGCAGCUCAACUGUUGAUAGACAGGGAGAAACAUCUGUUUGGAGAGAUAACCGAGGCUGAUGCACUUAAAGCUCACGAGGAAGCAGUAAAAAAGCUUGCUGCAGACCAGAAAGCCCUUGAAAAGCGUAUAGAGCAGACCGUGCAGCAGAGUCUUUCUCUCGGCCGUGAGGAAGAGGUGUCUGCUUUGACAUCUGCAGUGAAAGCCAUCAACCUUGAGGAAGAGCAGGACCAGCUGUGGAGACAAAGAUGCCGGACACCACCAGCCUGGAGGCCCAAGAAGUGGAAGGAGCACCAUGACAAAGUGCUUCAUGAAUUAGUGUAUAGUCGUUUGGAGAACCCAUCAAGCCCCACUGGUGACCAGGAGAACCAGUCCUCGAUCCAGGCAGACAUCCAGUCCAUGGGCAGGCAGCUGAAGGAAGACAUGGAGUGGGUGGUGGAGGUGGUGAAGAACUGCUACCCACCAGAGAUGGACAUCUGUAACUUUUAUGCAAGACAGUACCAUCAAACUUUCAGCGCAAGACUCAAAAAGAUUGCAGACUUUGUUCUGGAUGACAAGGACUGCAGUUUCCUCCUGCGAUGGGUGAAGGAGUUUUAUCCAGGAAUCCUUGAAAAACCUGAGCUGGCCAGUAAUAUCAAUACUAAAGCGCUGGGAAACCUGCUUCCUGAUGAGUUACUGAAAGCUCUGGAGGAGCAGUACCUCAGCAAACAACAGUGAAAAACAUGUUUCGGCUCUGCUCAAACUCAAGACAAACCUCUCCAAAGCCGACAGGAAAAUCGUCAAAACCACUCUGUCGGACACACUGAAAGAGAGCCGUGCUGAUCCUGGAACCCGGAGGUUUUUCUCCAAAGUUGAAGUGAGAUGAGCCGCACAUUUGCUUGUCAGAGUAUCACUGACUGAGAGUUUGGUUGCACAGCAGCAAUAUUAUUGUGUAUUAUAUUGUGUCACAGUCUCUCUGUAAAGACAUACAGAGUGAAUGCCAUGGAAAAACCUUCAGAUGUUACUUAGACUGAAAUCCCUAUUAUACGCAGACUCUGUGAUGGUGAAUGCUUGCUGUAGUCACUGUAUGUUACUGUAUACAUAAGCUAGAUGUCACAUUCAUGCUGGUAAUUUUUGUGCAUUUCAUGUAAAAUGUAUGUUUGUAAAUAAGUAUGCAAGUGUCUGUUUUUACACACAAACAGGUCAGUGUCGUUCUAUUAUAUGUCGUUUUGUUUAAAAACUACAAUGAUGUUAAAGUCUAGUUUUUUCAUGCCAUAAAUACUAUUACAGAGAAUUAUACAUGUCUGAUGUACAUAAAUAGAUGUAAGUUCAAAUUUUUUAAUAAAUGUGCAAAAACCAGCUCAA
Oreochromis aureus is the source of this 1720-nucleotide messenger RNA. Its product is annotated as tumor necrosis factor alpha-induced protein 2-like. The record is from RefSeq and is a predicted model, not a curated record. The transcript is spliced from 5 exons. Bases 152 to 1093 code for a protein of 313 amino acids. Gene Ontology annotation, cellular component: exocyst. Gene Ontology annotation, biological process: exocytosis; exocyst localization. Lineage: Eukaryota; Metazoa; Chordata; Actinopteri; Cichliformes; Cichlidae. Gene Ontology annotation, molecular function: SNARE binding.